CGCGCGAGUCCUGGAAAGCGUUGUUGGCUCGGUUGCUCUGGAGCCGGGUCCGGGUCUGGUGGCUGCCCGCCCUCCAGCAGCUCGCCAUGGGGAGCACGGAGAGCAGCGAGGGCCGUAGGGUGUCCUUCGGAGUGGACGAGGAGGAGCGGGUCCGGGUGCUGCAGGGUGUCCGGCUGUCUGAAAAUGUGGUGAACCGCAUGAAGGAGCCCAGCUCUGCACCCCCUGCUCCUGCACCUUCUACCUUUGGCCUUCAAGAUGGCAACUUGAAAGCCCCUCACAAAGAAUCCACACUGCCCAGGUCGGGGAGCAGUGGUGGCCAGCAGAUCUCAGGGGCAAAGGAGGAUGUCAAGAGGUAUGAACAGGAGCAUGCUGCUGUCCAGGAUAAGCUCUUCCAGGUGGCAAAGAGGGAAAGAGAGGCUGCCACCAAGCACUCCAAGGCAUCCCUGCCCAUGGGUGAAGGCAGCAUCAGCCAUGAGGAGCAGAAGUCAGUCCGGCUGCAGGCCAGGGAGCUGGAGAGCAGAGAGGCAGAGCUAAGACGCCGUGACACCUUUUACAAGGAGCAGCUGGGGCGUAUUGAGAGGAAGAAUGCUGAGAUGUAUAAACUGUCUUCACAGCAAUUCCAUGAGGCAGCUUCGAAGAUGGAGAGCACAAUAAACAUAAGGCAUCAAAGACACGGGUGACUCUCCCGACUUGUCUUGGGACACCAACCUGUACUGAGGCCUGGAUCAAGCCCAGCAUAUGUCAAGAUCUCAGAAGACUCCUGCCUCAGGGCCAACAGGGAGCUCUCCACCGAAGAGGAGUGUUGAUGGCAAGGCUAACAGUCACAGACUAGGGCCUCUUGUUUUGGAAGAAUCCUAUUGUUAAGACAGAAGUGAAUAUUCAAAGUGUGUAUGUACACCCCCGCCCACCCACCUCACAGCAGCACAGAAGGCAGAAUUGUUCAGAUUUUCUGAAGGAAGAGAUUAAGACCCCAGGGAACCUCCUGCAUUUAUUGUGUCAUAUCUAUUUUUUAUGACAACCUUCAGUCCGCUUCCCGUGGGAUUCAUUCAGAAUCUGUCUUGGCUUCUCCUUGUCAGGAAACUUGUACAGUCCUCCCUGGCCCCACAGAGAGCCAGCCCUCAAAGAGGUUAGAACAAUUGAGUUGAAGGAAGAAGGUUAUUAACUAUUUCCUGAAACUGAACCAUUGUGCUCCAAGGACUUUGAUCCAGAGAGGCCUGAUUAAUGUGGAUGUGGCAGUCUUGGGACUUGCUAGAGCAGAGCUGCUGUUGUGUACUUUCACCUGCAAUUGGAAGACAGGACUUAGUAAACUCUGGGAGAGGCUUUAGGGCUUUAGGACCCACCUGAGAGAAUGAAUUGUUUCUAGGCACCAGAGCUUCCCCAGUUUGCAUUUAUUUAGUGAGCUAAUGAUAGAUAACCUAUUAAAACAGUGGUCAUUUAUUUAAACCCCAAAGAAAAUGGCAUUCUAAACAUUCUUUAAUCCAGAUAACAUUCGUCUUAGCCUGAAUUUAAAAGAUGUUACUAUAUCUCACUUCCCUAUGUAGAGAACCUUAGAUGACCUUUUAAAGGAAAUGUUUUCUAUGCAGAAAUUUACUGAGAUGUGCGGCUUAAUCUGAUGGACCUGACUCUUUGAGAAGUUAAAUCAAAACCUGUUUAAUACAUUCAUUCAACAAACCAAAAUUUAGUUAAUUUCUUAUUUGAAAAACUUUUACUGAACAUCAUCACGUGCCAGCAACUGUGCUUGGUACAUGCACUGUACCGUUUCCGGUCUUCACAAGAAGCUCAGGUGGCAGAGGCCGUUAUUAUUACCAUUCUGCGGAUGUGGAAAUGAAG
Molecule: messenger RNA, 1830 nt
Organism: Piliocolobus tephrosceles (Ugandan red Colobus)
Lineage: Eukaryota; Metazoa; Chordata; Mammalia; Primates; Cercopithecidae
Gene: CHCHD6
Product: coiled-coil-helix-coiled-coil-helix domain containing 6
Exons: 7
Coding region: 87-680 (197 amino acids)
Biological process (GO): cristae formation; DNA damage response
Cellular component (GO): MICOS complex; mitochondrion
Source: RefSeq, a predicted model, not a curated record